UCAACAUGAAGCACUUCGACACGAAAGAUGGCAUACACAUUCGCUUCAUGGAUAUGGCUGACUACGAGCAAGUCAAGAUCUUUCUGAGAAACCAUUACUAUAACGCCGAGCCAUUGGCAGCAAGCUCGGACGAGGAAUUGCGAGAGGUAAAAGCUGAGGUGCAGUCCGUGCUAAAAUACAUCAAACAAGGCAUAUCCUUAGUUGCCAUAGAUGAAACAGAUUCGGAGGAGCGUAUAGUUGGCUGUACUGUAGCAGCCACGAUGCAUGCUGGUGAUUAUUCGAGACGUUUGAAGGAAUCACCCGAUGAUGCAGAGCAUAGCGACUGGCGAAGUACGAUAGAAUUAUUUGACAAAGUCAUAGCUGAGGGUAAUCCCUUUGAGCGUUAUGGCGUUAAUAAGCUGCUGCUUUUUGAUAUGAUCGCGGUAGAUGCUAGAAUGCGUGGCAAAGGUAUCGGUGCACGUUUGGCUACCGCUCAGAUGGAACUAGGACGUAAGCAGGGAUUUGAAGUCAUGGUGGCCAUCUGCACAAGCUUUUAUUCAGCCAGGCAAUUGAGCGGGUUGGGCAUGGAAUGCAUUUAUGAGUUGGCCUAUGCGGAUUACUUGGAUGCCAAUGGCAGUGUAUUGUUUGAGCUACCAGCUCCACAUACUCAUAUUCGCUUAUUGGCGAUCGGACUGUAAAAUAAUCUUAUGGAGGUGUAGAGUAGACGAUAUAGAGUUCAUUGCUCCUCUAGUACAGAGUUAAGUAUGUUAUACUAGCUUUAAUGUUUUUUAUUGACGGCAAUAAAGAUAGUCAUGAAUAAAAAUGUAGAAACAAUUAUAAGUAAUAAAAUAAUUAGUUUGCUGAAAUA
This is a messenger RNA of Drosophila busckii, 847 nucleotides long. Its product is annotated as dopamine N-acetyltransferase. Bases 6 to 677 code for a protein of 223 amino acids. The transcript has a single exon. The record is from RefSeq and is a predicted model, not a curated record. NCBI's taxonomy places the organism in Eukaryota, Metazoa, Arthropoda, Insecta, Diptera, Drosophilidae. Gene Ontology annotation, molecular function: N-acetyltransferase activity.